AUGUCCGCGAAGUCGAUCCUCGAAGCCGAUGGCAAGGCCAUCCUCAACUACCACCUUACCAGAGCUCCCGUCAUCAAGCCCACUCCUCUCCCUGCCGCCGCCAACCACAACCCUCACGCCAAGCUCUGCUCCCUCUACUUCGCCGAGGGUGCUUCCCCCAAGGAUGUCCUUGACGAGGCCGAGGUCAAGUACCCCUGGCUGCACGAGUCUGGCGCCAAGUUUGUCGCAAAGCCCGAUCAGCUCAUCAAGCGACGAGGCAAGAGCGGCCUUUUGGCCCUGAACAAGACCUGGGCUGAGGCCAGAGCAUGGGUCGAGGAGCGUGCCGGCAAGCCUCAGAGAGUCGAGACUGUCGAUGGUGUCCUGAGACAGUUCUUGGUCGAACCUUUCGUGCCUCACCCCCAAGACACCGAGUACUACAUCAACAUCAACUCCGUCCGUGAGGGCGACUGGAUCCUCUUCACCCACGAGGGUGGUGUCGAUGUCGGUGAUGUCGACGCUAAGGCUGAGAAGCUCUUGAUCCCCGUCGACCUCAAGGAGUACCCUUCGAACGAGGAGAUUGCUGCCACUCUCCUCAAGAAGGUUCCCCAGGGUGUCCACAACGUCCUUGUUGACUUCAUCUCCCGCCUUUACGCUGUCUACCUACCUCGAGAUCAACCCCUCGUUGUCAUCCCCAAUGCUGAUGCCACCUCUGCUGAGGUCCACUUCCUCGACUUGGCUGCCAAGAUCGAUCAGACUGCUGAGUUCGAGUGUGGUGCCAAGUGGGCCAUCGCUCGCUCUGCCACUGCUCUCGGCUUGAACGUCGCUGACAAGAAGGACACCAAGGUCUCCGUUGACGUCGGCCCUCCCAUGGAGUUCCCCGCUCCUUUCGGUCGUGAGAUGUCCAAGGAGGAGGCUUACAUCGCCGAGAUGGACGCUAAGACUGGUGCUUCCCUCAAGCUGACCAUCCUCAACGGCAACGGUCGUGUUUGGACCCUCGUCGCUGGUGGUGGUGCUUCGGUCGUCUACGCCGAUGCCAUUGCCUCUGCCGGUUACGCUGGUGAGCUUGCCAACUACGGCGAGUACUCCGGUGCUCCCACCGAGACCCAGACCUUCCACUACGCCAGAACCGUCCUGGACCUCAUGCUCCGUGCUCCCAUGCACCCCGAGGGCAAGGUCCUCUUCAUCGGUGGUGGUAUUGCCAACUUCACCAACGUCGCCUCCACCUUCAAGGGUGUCAUCCGCGCCCUUCGUGAGGUUUCUCCUCUCCUUAUCGAGCACAACGUCAAGAUCUGGGUCCGCCGUGCUGGCCCCAACUACCAGGAAGGUCUCAAGAACAUCAAGGCCGUCGGUCAAGAGCUCAAGCUCGACAUGCACGUCUUCGGCCCUGAGAUGCACGUCUCCGGUAUCGUCCCUCUUGCCCUUGUCCCCGGCAAGUACACUCCCGACAUCAAGGAGUUCGGUGCAUAA
This is a messenger RNA of Aureobasidium uvarum, 1446 nucleotides long. The record is from the annotation of a GenBank genome assembly. Lineage: Eukaryota; Fungi; Ascomycota; Dothideomycetes; Dothideales; Saccotheciaceae.